AUGACUUCAGAAGAACAUAAAAAUGAAGAAAAACCAAUUGUUACAACUACAAAUAACACAAACUCAACUGAUUCAACAACAGAUGAACCAAAAAAUUAUUCAGCUGAAACCAAAGAAAUACUCAAUAAAGAUGAAUUGAGCCAACAAGAUUUAAAUCAAAUCGAAAAUAUCGCAAAAGGUGUGUUAAAUCCAAAUAAUGAAAAUCCUCAAAUGAAUGAAUAUAUCAAUUCCACCAUGUCUUAUAUUGGUAACGUGCUUCAAAAAAUGCAAAACACUAAUGAUAAAGAUGCCACAGCUAAGGAAAUUGCCGAUGAUUUGACUAAAAAAUUUGAGAAUUGGGCUAAUAGUAAAAAACAAGAAAUUGAAGAAUCAAAAACCAAACCUGCAGAAGAUCCUUCUCCAUCAAAAGUUGAAUCUGAUUCAAAUUCAAGCAGUGUUAAUGAAAAGACUUCGGAUGACGUGAGUAAAAAAUAG
Lodderomyces pseudojiufengensis is the source of this 474-nucleotide messenger RNA. RefSeq lists its product as uncharacterized. The transcript has a single exon. NCBI's taxonomy places the organism in Eukaryota, Fungi, Ascomycota, Pichiomycetes, Serinales, Debaryomycetaceae. Bases 1 to 474 code for a protein of 157 amino acids. The record is from RefSeq and is a predicted model, not a curated record.